UUAUUUUUUUAUUUUCAGCUUAGUAAAUAUGCGUUUUAUCGGAAAGUAUUUCGUCUUAACCACAAGGGAAAUAGAUAUUAAGUUAAUUUUCGUUCAUAUUUUCACAUUAUUGAAUGUAAUUGUAGCUUAUCUAGAGUUUUGAAUCGAAAAAUUUGAAUUAUAGAUUGAACGUCAAAUGCCCUCUAUGAUUGCGCUCGAACAAGAAUUCUUGGCAAAGCUAACCAACGAACGUGGAAUGAAUUACAACGGUAAAUGGCGGACAUGUUGUUAGCAGUGUUAUCGUGCUGAAGACUUCGUGUGGUUUUCAGUUGUUUUCCAAAGAUUUAGUUAUCCAUAUUUUUCAAAAUUGAUUAUUAUAAUAUGAAUUUUGCUUCCUUCGGGGUGCCGCUUACCGCGGCCCUGCCGGUUGCAACCCAGUUCUCUGCUGGAAAGAUCACCCAAAGCGUCACCACGCCCAACGGCCAAGUGGUUGGUGUUCUCCAAGGUGGAGAAAAUGGUAUUCAUUACAUUAGACCCCUGGACGCUAGUGCCUUUUCGCAAGCCCCUGGAAGCCCUAGCGGAGGGCAACAGGGGCAAACUGUGAUUACUUUGCCGAUAACUAUGCCCGGAUCAAAGCCAGGUGAUCCCCAGCAAACAGUACAAAUUCAGAAUUGCUUUUAUCAGGUGGUGAAUCCGCCCCAACCAAGUGGAGGCAGCAGCCCGAAGUAUCAGUUGUCUCAAAUUCCACUUCAAACUUUCACGCAGGGUGCCACCGUUCUUACUGUUGCCUACAACGGCAGUCAAGAUGGCUUGCAGAUUUUAGAUGGUCAAAAUGGUUUAGAAGGAAUGACGGUUGUUGCUGCAUUGCAACCUCAAGAUAUUCAGCUGCUGCAAGCUCAGAUUGAACAGCAGCAGAAUCAACAGCAGCAGCUGCAGCAGCAGCAGCAACAUCAACAACAGCAGCAACAACAGCAAUCCCUUGAAAUUAAAGAUGAAAGUGAGAAGAAUGAGGAACAGCAGGGUAUGUCCGUUACUCUAAUCAAAACAGAAAUGCCUAAAGAUUCAGACAUGUCUCAACAAACGGAGCCAGAAGCUAUUCACGUGCCUGCCCAGUAUUUGCAAAGCAUUGGUAGUUUACAAGAGUAUUUACAAAAGAUGCAAGCUCAAUCGUUGCCUCUUACGUCGCUGCACCAAUUUCUCAAAUUUAAUACAAGCCCAGAUAUAAAAAGAGAGCUAAUCAAUGAAGAAGGUGUUAUUGAAGCAGUGAGCAUUGCUACCCCUGAUGAUCAGUUCAACUUGCAGGAGCAUCUGAUGAUCAGCAAUAUUGAGACUGAGAUGCCUGUAGAACAAUCUCCCGAAGACCCGAAUGACAAGGGCAAAAAGAAAAAGAAAUACAAGAAAAAACCCCCCAAGCCAAAGAAGCCAAAACCAGGCCAGGUUCAUAUCGCUACAGCACUUGACGGUACAACAUUGUUUUGUUGUCCCGAAUGUCACAUGGCUUAUCCAGAGAAGGAGUUGCUGGAACAGCACUUAGUGAGUCACAAAAUUGAGAGACGUUUUAUUUGCGACAUUUGCGGCGCAGGCUUGAAGAGAAAAGAACAUUUAGAACGGCAUAAAUUAGGUCAUAAUCCUGAGCGGCCUUUCGUCUGUUCGGUGUGCAUGAAAGGAUUUAAAAGAAAAGAACAUUUGAACCUCCAUUUUGUCAUUCACUCAGGAGAAAAAACAGAAAUAUGCGGUGAAUGUGGUAAAGGAUUUUACAGAAAAGACCAUCUACGUAAACAUACCCGAAGUCAUAUCACUCGAAGAGCGAAAGAACAGGCGGAACGGGCACAAGCAAUAUUAAAGACAGGUGUUCCUGCCGAAGAUGUUCAAAGAGAUUUAGGAUCGGGGUUAACCAAUGGUACAGCUCAAGUUACCAUACAGGGUCCAAAUGGUCAAAUUCAGAUUCCCGUGCAAAUUCAGGUACCUCAGCACACGAUUCAAAUCAGCAAUAGUGAAGACGAUGGGAACCAAGCAAGCACCGUAGUGCUGCCUGCUGCCAAUGAGAGUAUGGGUAUGUUGCCGAAUUAGCUUGCUUCAUUUUAAACUAAUCGGUAGAAUGUUAUCCAUUCAUUUGAUCUAAGUUUUGGAAAAAAUAACGUGUUAUACUGGAUCCUCUUUAUGAUAAUUAGCUGAAACCUGUAUUUUGCUAAUUGCAUUUGACAUUAUUUUAUGACGCACAAUGGGCUCUCUGCAGAUUUUUAUUUUUUUGCCAAUUCAGUUCGUUCAUGGCCAACUAACCGUUCUUCAAUUUUUUUUUUGUUUUUAAGUUACUUACAACAAUUUAAAUUUUAAUUUAGCGCGCUCUUGCUGGCGCCAGUUAGCUAGCCAGGUCUUAAUCCCGUAUCCCAUGCAUCCAUUUAUACGAUGGUACGAUGAUACGAAAGUGUUUGUAUUGGUUCGUACGACGGCGGACGAAUUGUCGGAUCUCUAGUCAAUAGAAACACUUUCGAGUCAUCGUACCAUCGUAUAAACGGAUGCAUGGGACACAGGCUUUACUGGACGGCUGACGUCACAACAGCCGGUUUUUUAGCCCAUUAAAUGGCAAAAUAUUUUUUUCGGGGAUUCCUUCUGUUUGUUUAUUUAUAUGCAACAAGCUUGAAUUCUAGUAUGUUUUCAAUGAAAAAUAAAUUUUAUGUUAAGGGCCUAUUGUAAAUUCUGCUGGCUUAGGCUAUACAUUCAUGCUGAAGGAGUUUUAGUAAAAGUGCUUGCAAACUUUACCGCCUUUAUCAGAGGCAUGUAUAACUAAGUUUUUAUAGUACAUCAGUAGACAGUGCAAUUUGUCAUUCACUCAGUAAGCAGAGUAUCCAGUAAUCACUGGAUGACUGAGACCUUCUGUCAACAGUUAUUCAGUUUAUAUUCUUUUCCAAAUUCGGACGAAAUGCCGUAUACAAUGUAAAUAGAUAUAUAAGUAUAAUAUUUAUUGACUUUUUAUACAUAUAUAUUAGAAAAUUAUAGUAUAUAUGUGUUGAACGAUAAAAAUGUAACAAUCUCCUAAAGUUAUUUGUUUUGUAGUUAUAAAUUGCUUAAUCUUGUUCGCAAAUCGGCAAUUAAAUUUAUAACAGCAGUAUUCGAUCGUACAUCUGGAAAAUAUUACAAGUUAAGAUUCAAUUUUUGAAUUUAUAAGUUACAAAUUUUAAUUAAUGUUUAAUCAUUUAUUGUUAAUGUUUAUUGGCAUCUGCUAAUAUUUUUUAUCGACCACCAUGUAUAUAUUAUAAAUGUGUAAAUACAUUAUAUUAUUUAAAGAAAUAUUAACUUAACAUUAAUUUGUUAACACUAAUUCAAAGGGGUCCGAUGCCUGAGAUUUUUUUCGAUUUUGAAAUUUCAGUUUAACUUAUCAAAAAACAACUCUCGAUAGGUUUCUCGCUUGUUAGUCCUUCUACUUCACGGGCGCCUUUGAUAAUUUUGAGAGUUGGCAUAUCUUUAAAACUGGAUGCAGGAUUUUCGAUUUGUUUUACAAUUUGAGACCACUAUUUGUGCAAGCAAAAAUAAUACUGAAUAUCUAUUUUUAAAAGUAUGCCAAAAACGAUUACAUAUUCUAUUUUUGAGAUAAAACUUUUGUAGCAUAAAUAAUCUUCCGUUCAUUACAAAUUUAAUAUAUUUAGUUUCCAAUUAUAACAUCCAGAAAUGUCGAACAUUAAAGUUUUGACGCUAUACAUAAAGAUCGUUAUAUAUUAUCGUAUAUUGAAUGACCAUUUCAAUUGGCUCAUAAGAUCUUUCAUGAAAGAAGUAAUAAUUGUGAUACGAAGAAUCCCAAAUACUACUUAUUUUUCAUUUGGUUCCAUUUUUCAUUACAUUUUAGACAUAUAUGCUUUAAAACUUUUAUUUGUUGCGACUUUGGUAGAUAGAUAAACGGAUUUUCCGUCAUAUCAAAUACAAUGACAGUUUUAGUAUUUUAAACAUAUUUUGUCAAUACAUGCAAUAGUAAAUUGUUAAAAACGCAAGAAUAUUUUUGUCAGCUUUUACAAAAUUCUAUAUUUUGCACGAAAUUUUGUACAUGUAGCGCCCCGUACAUCAGUUUUUAUUUUUAGUAUUGCGAGCAUCUGUUUCAAUUCAAUGAGCUUUUAACCAAUUAUUAAUUUUGAUGGCCAAUUUAUGUUUCAGAUUAUAAUAUGUUUUCAUUUUAAAUAGUUAACGUCGGUGUAUCUGCGCAGCAAUAUGUACUGAACAACUAAAUACGUUGACGGGGCUAAAUUCUAAUUAUGUUUUGUAACUGUUUAUCAUAACGCAACUUUAAUUAGUAUGGAUGACUAUUUAAGAACGUUAAGUAGGUAUCCUAAGAUAUUUGAUUUUGUUUUGUAACAAUAAUUUUUAUAAUUGUAGAAAAUCUGGCGAUAGCAUAAUUUAAGUUUUUUACGGUGUCUAAACAGUAAGGAUUCUUUGGGAAAAUAUAUGUUAUAAAUAUUA
Molecule: messenger RNA, 4425 nt
Organism: Dendroctonus ponderosae (mountain pine beetle)
Lineage: Eukaryota; Metazoa; Arthropoda; Insecta; Coleoptera; Curculionidae
Product: zinc finger protein 853
Exons: 12
Coding region: 361-2049 (562 amino acids)
Biological process (GO): regulation of transcription by RNA polymerase II
Molecular function (GO): RNA polymerase II cis-regulatory region sequence-specific DNA binding; DNA-binding transcription factor activity
Source: RefSeq, a predicted model, not a curated record